AUCCAGCAGGUGGCGGUAAUGACCCUAGAUGCUGCUGUAGACGCUUUAUUAGCAGCAGCAGAAGAAGAGACGCGCGGCGGAUGUAAGCUAACGCCGUUAGCGUUAGCAUCGCUGUGUUUGUGCUGGUUGGGAGGCGGUGUUGGGUGUGAGGUGAGUGUGGAGGCUCUGCAGCAACAUGUCUUCAGCUCGGGCUCUCAGAGAGUUUAUCAGCGAGCGGCUAACUGCUGCUGCUGGAGAAAUAUUCUCCGAGUUUGAAAGAACCAUCGUCCGCUACGAGGAGGAGAUCGAUCGUCAGCGCAGACUGCUGGAGACGAGCCGGAAACCACGGAUCAACCCACACAGAACAGGUAUGGUCAAAGAAAUGCCACAGUGCUGUGGUAGGAACGAGGAGGAGCCUCAGAGAGACCAGCAAGUCUGUGACCAGGACAGGAAAUCCAGUUUGGACCAGGAGGAACCAGAACCUUUGCAGAUUAAAGCCGAAGAGGAGGAGCACUGCAUCACACAGGAUGAAGAGCGGUUCGUAACGCAGCAGGAGUUCAUUGCCUUUAUGGUGACUCCUACUUCUGAUCAAAGAGAACCAGAACCAAGUAGGGAGACACUCUUGUGUCGGAACUAUCCCGAAACUGGAUACCGAGAUCAGACUGGGGGCGGGAAUGAAGACCAUGGACCACGUAGAGAUGAAGAGCCGAGACAAAACCAGAGAUGCCCACAAACCAAAGGUCACAGAGAUGAAGGAUGGUAUCCACGCUUCACACAAUGUACGUUGUCUCAGGACAUCCAGUGUGACCCAAGUGAGAAGCCCUAUUCUUGUCAAAUGUGUGACAAAAGUUUCAGCAAACGUUGUUCGUUGUUGUUGCACAUGAAGACCCACACAGGUCAGAAGGUGCACUCCUGUCAGUACUGUGGUAGAAGCUUCUCCUUAAGCCACCAUCUGAUCUAUCACCUCAGAACUCACACAGGUGAGAAGCCCUUCACCUGUCAGACGUGUGGAAAAAGCUUCAGUCAGAAAAACACUUAAGUAAACCACGUAAGGAUUCACACGGGUGAGAAGCCAUACCCGUGCGAGACCUGUGGAAAACACUUCAGACAGAAAAGUGCUCUAAAUGUUCACACGAGGACCCAACACGCGUGAGAAGUUGUGGUGCACAGGCCAGCCAUGCCAGUGCUUCCUUAUGGGAAGCAAAGGGCCGGGUAACGCUCCCAUUCAGCAUGUUCUCUCUGCAGCACUACCUCACCUCUCAGCAGGCUAACGGAAACGUGGUGAAGCCCCAAAAAAAUGUGUAAGACUAACAAGUUCCAGUUUUUAAGUACCCUUUAUCUCAUGUGUGUGACCAUAUAUGUACAUGUUUGUUCCUUGUGCUGAAGACUCACCCACAGUUGUGGGUCUGGAACACGAUAUUUCAGUUCCAAGUCCCGUUGCAGCUGGUUGUAACGCUGCCUUGCCCUACCACAUCGUUGUGAUGUGCACCCAGCCCCACGUGUUCGCUGUGCUUAAUAAAAAUGAGCCGCGCAGAGGAGAACUUUGGAGUUGAGCAGAGACACGACUGUGUCCUGUUUAACGUCUCCAUUGCUCUCUCCCCUUUGCAAAGCUGAAAAGACAAAA
Messenger RNA from Nothobranchius furzeri (turquoise killifish), 1603 nucleotides. The record is from RefSeq and is a predicted model, not a curated record. Lineage: Eukaryota; Metazoa; Chordata; Actinopteri; Cyprinodontiformes; Nothobranchiidae.